AUGAAGUCUAUAGCGGAGAUUACUGCCAAGUUCAGGGAGAGGGCAUUACUGGUUCUACAGUACGUUGCUGAUGAGGAGAUGAUGAAGACAAGAUAUCAUGCUAUGAUGAGGGAUGAUAUCUGGGAGUUUGUGAGCUUUUCAGGGUGCAAAACCCUGAAUGACAUGAUUGAGAAGGCCCAUAUUAUGGAUUGUAAUGUGAGUUCAGAUCUAAUGGAAGGGGUUGAGAAUAAGGAGCAAUCUGCUCCCAUAAAUGUAGAUGCUGAUGAACAACCAACUCCCAAUAAUCAUAUUCCAAGCGCAUGGGAUGGUUUCACUAUAGUGUCUCUAUCUAAUGGUACCAAAAAAGCUCAGUGUAAUCAUUGUAAAACAAAGCUAACUUAUAGUGAUAGCGGGACUACAUCAACAUUAAAAAGGCGCUUGCUUAUAUGCAAGCCACAUAAAGAUUAUGAAGAAAAGCAGAAUUUACUGAAUUUUCCACAUAUUAGGUCGGAUGGGGAUGCAGGACAUGAGAAGCUUCCUUCAUUGAUCAGGCCUGAUGCAAAGUAUGACAGUAACAAAAUAAGAGAAGCAAUAGCUACUUGGGUGUUGGGUAUUGAGCAACCUUUUUCUGUUGUGGAGGAUGAUUUAUUCGUGCAGAUGAUGAAGACAGCUCCUCCAUUAUUUGAGAAAACAAGCAGGACUUCAACCAAAUCAGAUUGUUUUAAGAUAUACGAGCAUGAGAAAAAAAACACUAAAAGCUCUUAUAAAAGCAACCUCAAAAAUCAAUUGCAAAAACGUGUCUUGAGUUUUGUACAUGUUCCUCCUCCUUGUAACGGACUUGAUAUUGUUGAUGACAAUGUUGCAUACAAUGAUAGGGCAUUGAGACGACUGAAAGAAAUUUUUUCUAGAGUGAGAAAACUCACGUGUGGUGGUAGGUUAUUUCAUGUUAGAUGUUGUGCACACAUUUUGAACAUGCUUGUGAAAGAUGGUCUUGCUAUGAUUGAUUCUGUUAUCGGGGAAGUUCGUGAGGGUAUAAAAUAUAUUAAUAAUUCUGAGGCGAGACUUCAAACAUUUUCAAAUAUUGCACAUCAACUGCAAAUACAAGAUAGAAAAUUAUUGCUUGAUGUUCCAACACGAUGGAAUUCAACCUAUGAUAUGUUGCCAGUUGCAUUAAAAUUUAAAGAUGUUUUCCCAAGAUUUGCAGAGUACGAACCACAUUUCCAUCACCUACCUAAUGAUGAGGAGUGGGCGCAUGUGGAGUGUGUAUGUGAAAUCUUGAAGGUUUUCAAGGUAUGCACGAAUUUCAUUUCUGGAAGUGAUUAUCCAACAUCCAAUUUGUAUUUGAUUGAGGUGUUUAGAGUAAAAGAAACUUUGGAUAAAGGUGCUCUAUCAAAAAACUAUGGUGAGUAA
Lactuca sativa (garden lettuce) is the source of this 1389-nucleotide messenger RNA. Its product is annotated as zinc finger BED domain-containing protein RICESLEEPER 2-like. Gene Ontology annotation, molecular function: DNA binding. The record is from RefSeq and is a predicted model, not a curated record. Lineage: Eukaryota; Viridiplantae; Streptophyta; Magnoliopsida; Asterales; Asteraceae.